UCAACAACACACAGCAGCCACCGUUCCUGCACAGCACCGAGGACCGAAAUCAACCAUGGACUCCAGGUCUCGCAGACUUCCCUUUUGUCUGUCCAGCUCAAGGUCGUCCUACACGCCCAGUCCAACAGUCUCCUCCUCGUCUCUUGCCUCCAGCAGUAGGUUGUACAGUAGGGAGCCGGUGCUGAGCAAUGACCGCUUCCCGAGGGCAUCGUCAGCUUACAAAACAGACCUGGACCAACAGAAUUCUCGUCUCCUGAGCUCAUCCAGAGACUACAGCAGCUCUGACAGUCGCUCCAGCAGCUGGAAGUUGCCCUCCACUCUGACAUCCUCCACCAGAUCUUAUGACCGCCCGUGGGCUGAAUCCUCUCUCAGCAGCAGAAGCAAACUGACUGAUUCUGAGGCGAGGUUGGGGAUGCGCACAGGUCUGUUGACCGCCACUGAUGACGGAGAAUCUAAAAGGGCCAAAUUGUCAUACACAAACAGAGGACUGUAUUCAAGAACGGCCAGCAACUCAGUUACAGGAUCCACCUAUUCCAGUAGUGGGCUCAGCAGUAGCAGAGGCACAGAUGAAAAACACAGUGACAGGUAUGAUUCAUCGUGGAGCUCGUGCCGUUUACUCUCACGUUCAUCAUCUUCCUCCUCAAAACCGCUGUCAUCCAGGAGAGAGCUCGAGACAAAGAACGAACCCAGUCUCUCAGGUUUGGGAGAAAGAAGGAUCAGGACUCCUGGAUUGACUUCCUCAUUGUAUCAGACAGAUAGGGUCACUUCCACAUAUGCACAGGGAGCUCGGCCUAAAGAGACUACCUAUUCUCCAACCUCCUCUUCUUCCUCUUCCUCUUCCUCCUCCUCCUCCUCCUCCUCUGCCAGGGAAAGCUCCCUAAGUCGCCACCUCUCAUCUUCCUCCUCCUACCGAUCUUCUCCUCUGACACGUGACUUCAGCAACAGAAGCACAUCCCAUUUCUUGAACGGCUCAUCCAGCCUCCACUCAUCUCAGGAACACACAGGAAACUCUGAACGCACCUCAAACAUCUCCUCCUCUUACUCCUCCCACACCCCCUGGUAUGCCACUCCUACAGCCAGACCAGAAGCCAAGCUCCCUCCAAGGCCGGCUCCUGAAGUUGGAGAACCAGAGGGCCGCCGUUCCACCCGACGCCUUCUCUCCCGUCUCUUUUCACGGCGCUCUAGCCAAGACUCUUCUAGCGGAUCUUCUAGUGUUCGCUCCCUUGACGAUGACACUCCAUCAACUGGUGGAGAGUCUGUGGACAGUGAUGAAGGAACCAAGAUGUCGAGUGUGGAGCCUGACACUGGAAGCUCAGAGGCAACCCCGUCUGGCCUCAGGCAUCGCAGAGUGGACCUCGCCCCUAUCCAGGAAAACAACAAUGAUGGCUAUCGUAGUAGCCUGGCCCGUGCCAGAAUGGCACUGCAGAGAGAGUCUGGCGUAAGCAGUAGUGCUAACACCAGCAGUGGAGGAAGCAGCAGCUCUUCCUGGCUUUCUUCCUCCCUCCGGGGCCGCUGCCCCCCUCUCCUCGCUCGCCUCAGAAGACACGCCAGGGACGAGAGCACACACUCAGCUGCAGGCUUGGAGGAAAGCUACAGCCGUCCACAGCACUUACUGAGAAGGUGGGAUGACCUCGAGCAUAAAGUAUCACAGGAGGAUGAUGACGAGGAUGAGGAGGAGGAAGAAGAAGAAGAAGAGGUAGAAGGAGCAGUCGGUUUGGAUGCCUUUGGUGCAGGUCGUCCCUGCAGACUCGAGGACGACACGCUACCUGAACUGGAGGAUGCCUCAGUUGAAAUCUCGCCACGUCACAGAGACGGCGUAUUUGAAAACAUUUCCGUGUCUAGGAGUCCAUUGGGUGGAGUGGAGAGUCCUCUGGAUGGGCAGAAAGAGAAACCCAUCUCUACUAGGGAUCAAGAAAAGCUUCGCAAGAUUAAGGAGAGACUGUUGCUGGAAGACUCUGAUGAAGAAGAAGGGGAUCUGUGCAGAAUCUGCCAGAUGGGGGAAGAAUCGGCAUCCAACCCUCUGAUUCAGCCAUGCCGCUGUACUGGCAGUCUGCAGUACGUCCACCAGGAAUGCAUUAAGAGGUGGCUUUGCUCCAAAAUUGGCUCCGGCACAAAUCUGGAGGCCAUCACAACGUGUGAACUCUGCAAGGAGAAGCUGCGUUUGAACAUAGACAACUUUGACAUUCAGGAGUUAUACAGGACUCAUGUACAGUCAGAAUAUGAUGAGUUCAUCAGCAGCGGCCUCUAUCUGGUGGUGCUGUUGCAUUUCUGUGAGCAGCGGUUCUCUGAUGUGCUGGGGGCAGUCGAUGCAGCCGGGUUAUUCAACCUGGUGCGAAUUCUUCACGAACACAUGGACAAUCUUGAAAUUCCCCAUGGGGAAAGCGAUGAGGAGGCACACGACAGCAGACCGUCUAUUGAGUUUUCUGACCUGGACGACGAUCUGGAAGAGGAGUACUAAUGGUGUAUGAGGGGGUAAUAAGUGGGUCAGAGGAUGGGAGGAUAGGGGGCUACACUAUGCCAUAUGGUCGCUCACCCAGUUUUCGCACAUGCUUUGACAUCAUCAUGUUCAUCUGAAAUGCGGUGGCAGUGCAGAAAACGCCAGGUGCACAGAAAACAUGUCUUGCCUUUGUUGCAGGUGGCUUUUGCUGAUAUGCAAACUUGAACUGAAUUAGUGCGUAAAAAUAUUUUGGUUGACCCCCCAUUGUAUUUCUGUGUCUAUGAGAGUGCACUUUAUUCAGUUAUAAUUAAAUAAAAAAAUGCAAGUCUUUUUAACCGUUAUACCACAAGUGCUUUAAUGUUUAAAUGAUAAAGACAAGGAGGUGAAAUAGAACAGACAGUGACAAGUUGUGGUGGUGGAAAGAUGGAGGCUUUUUGCGGAGAAAAUAUAAGAAGUGGCUGUUUUAUUCCCUUUGUUGUCUGUUUUCCUCUGACUUUUCCUCCUGAGAAUAUGUUUAAAGAAAACGAGAACAAAUUUUCUUCUUCUUUGUUUCAGUGUUGCAGUUUGAAUUGCGUUAUGUAUGCACAAAUAUAGUUUAAUGCUUUUAAUUUUGGGAAUAAAGAUUGAAUGCAAAGUAAA
This is a messenger RNA of Scomber japonicus (chub mackerel), 3076 nucleotides long. RefSeq names its product membrane-associated ring finger (C3HC4) 7 (gene marchf7). The record is from RefSeq and is a predicted model, not a curated record. Gene Ontology annotation, molecular function: zinc ion binding. The transcript is spliced from 11 exons. The coding region runs from base 56 to 2458 and encodes 800 amino acids. NCBI's taxonomy places the organism in Eukaryota, Metazoa, Chordata, Actinopteri, Scombriformes, Scombridae.